This is a messenger RNA of Schistosoma turkestanicum, 1063 nucleotides long. The record is from the annotation of a GenBank genome assembly. NCBI's taxonomy places the organism in Eukaryota, Metazoa, Platyhelminthes, Trematoda, Strigeidida, Schistosomatidae.
AUGGGGAAUUGGUUUGGUAAAAAUAAACGAGGAUUUUUUAUGGGAGUUUGGACAGCAAAUGGUAGUAUUGGGAAUAUUUUAGGCUCUUUAGUUGCUGGUGCUUUUGUAGAAACAGCUUGGGGAUGGUCAUUUGUUGUGCCAGGAUUAAUAAUUGGAUUUCUUAGCUUGCCAAUUUAUCUGUUUCUUGUACCUUAUCCUGAAUCCGUUAUAAUUCAGUCUACCCACCCUAAUGUACAACAGUAUGGUUCCAUUAAUCAACCAAUCAGAGAUGAAAAUUCAUUAGAAGAAUCAGUUGAAACUAGUUCACAAGUUAAUCUUUUAGUACCGGUCAAAACGAACUCUUCAUCGUUUCUAGCUGCAUUAAAAGUACCUGGUGUUAUUGAAUAUUCAUUGACAUUAUUCUUCUCUAAACUAGUCUCAUAUACUUUUCUAUUUUGGUUACCAUUGUAUAUACUUGAAGAAGGCGGUUUCAAUCCAUCAUCAUCAGCUGAUUUAUCAGCUGUUUUUGAUGUAGGUGGUAUACUUGGUGGAAUUCUUGCUGGUUCCAUAUCGGACAGUACUGGAUCAAGUGCUAUUACAUGUGUAGUAAUGAUUGCUUUGUCAAUACCUACAUUAUAUUUGUAUUCCAUUGUUGGUUUCCGUUCUUUAGCACAUUGUAUUGGUUUAUUAAUCCCAUUGGGUUUACUUGUGAAUGGUCCGUAUGGUUUAAUUACAACGGCAGUUUCAGCUGAUUUAGGCACACAUCCUUCAUUGUCUACAAAUUCUCGUGCAUUAGCUACAGUGACAGGUAUCAUUGAUGGCACUGGUUCCAUUGGUGCUGCACUUGGACCUUUACUAUGCGGUCUCAUAAAACCAUAUGGAUGGUCUGUCGUUAUUAUUAUGCUUAUGGUUGCGUUAGCCUUAGCUGCAAUUUUGCUUUUCCGUAUGGUAGCCAAUGAAAGUCGUCAAUGUUGUUUCAAUAAUGAACAACCCCUAUUACCAUCAUCAUCGUUAUCAUCUCCGUCGAAUACACUUGAUACCUAAAAUUCAAGUUCCAUCAAGAUUGAAUCAUUCAUUGUGUGGU